Cicer arietinum (chickpea) is the source of this 1517-nucleotide messenger RNA. Its product is annotated as transcription factor MYB14-like. The record is from RefSeq and is a predicted model, not a curated record. NCBI's taxonomy places the organism in Eukaryota, Viridiplantae, Streptophyta, Magnoliopsida, Fabales, Fabaceae.
GGACUAUUAAAAAAAAAAGUCAUGGCGUGCGGAAUAUCCAAGAUAAAUAGCGAGCAUAUGUCAUUGGAAAUGAAGUUGAAGAAGGAAACUAAACUAGCUUAGCUUACUAAGAAGAGUGAUACUAUAGCUUGGUACUAAUUAAUUAAUACUGCAUUCUUCUUCCAUUUUAUAUAUUUGUUACCAUCAACAUGGUAAGAGCUCCUUGUUGUGAAAAGAUGGGAUUGAAAAGAGGUCCUUGGUCUCUUGACGAAGAUCAAAUCCUUACUUCUUACAUCCAAAAACACGGCCAUGGCAACUGGCGCGCCCUCCCUAAACUUGCAGGCUUGUUAAGGUGUGGAAAGAGCUGUAGACUUAGAUGGAUUAACUAUUUGAAACCUGAUAUCAAGAGAGGAAAUUUCACAAAUGAAGAAGAGGAAACUAUCAUUAAGCUUCACGAAAAGUUAGGGAACAGGUGGUCAGCAAUUGCGGCAAAAUUACCAGGAAGAACGGACAAUGAAAUAAAAAAUGUGUGGCACACACAUUUGAAGAAGAAAUUAACAAAAACCAAUUCAGAAACCAAAAGGGUCACAAAAAAACCAAAAAUCAAACGUUCUGAUUCAAAUUCAAGCACAAUAACUCAAUCAGAACAAGCAAGUCUUAGUUUUCAUGAAAUAGAGACAUCAUCAUCAGCAUCAGCAUCUGCAUCUGCAUGCACUAGUUCAAGUGAUUUUUCAUCUGUCACAGUUGGUGAAAGCAAAAAUACAAAAAGUGAAGACAUAGAAUCAAUGGAAACCAUAUCACCAAUAAUUGAUGAGAGUUUUUGGUCAGAAGCAGCAGCAUUGGAUGAAACGUCCACUGAUAUGUCAUCAAAAAAUUCUUUGACAGUUUCAAAUGAGAUAUUGCCAUUGCAAUACUCUUCUAACUAUGAUGAAAUUUUCCAACAGAGUCAUGAUUAUAAUUCUAACUUUGAUGAUGGCAUGGAUUUUUGGUAUGACAUAUUCAUCAGGACUGGGGAUCAAAUAGAAUUGCCAGAGUUCUGAAUUUUUCAAAUAACAUAAAUAACUUCAAACAUUUUUUUUUCUACGAGCUCAAACAUCGACAAUUUUAAACUAUUCAAUGAAGAGAUUUUCAUAUCGACAAUGAGAUUCUACUUUACAUUCAUAUAUGAUAUAUGAUAUGAUGAUAUGAGUUGCAUCUUUAUCAAUUGGACCGUGUUUCAUUGGUACAUGGUAACUUCAAUUUGAAAGUACAAGGAAAGAAAGGGUAUAUUAAUUUCAAAUGUGAGGAUUUCAUUGUCUCUUAGGAGCUACAGAGUAUGGAGCUAAUGAUAUGUAAAAGAAGGAAGUACUCCAAGUGAAACAUUGAUUUUUUUUUUUAAUAAUGUAUAUUAUGCUAAACAACAAGUCUCUUAACAUUUUUCUUUUUUACAACUUAUUGUUUAAUUAGGUUUUUAGGUUGUAGAGUUUUAUUGUAAUAAUACCAAAUGAUGUACUAAAUUUAGUAUGUGAAAGUAUUCAGAAUUUUGAUAUUUGCCCUUA